Molecule: messenger RNA, 681 nt
Organism: Stylophora pistillata
Lineage: Eukaryota; Metazoa; Cnidaria; Anthozoa; Scleractinia; Pocilloporidae
Product: putative nuclease HARBI1
Source: RefSeq, a predicted model, not a curated record
AUGAGGUCGCCGGUUUGUGUUGUUAAGCAAGUCGCUUGCGCUCUUUAUUACCUCAGUGAUGAGGGACGCUUGAGAAAGACAGCCAACGCAUUUGGAUUAUCUCGUCAGGUAGUUUCUAAGAUAGUACGAAAGGUGUGCAAAGCCAUAACUGUUCACCUUGGUCCAAGGUAUAUAGGACUACCCUCAAAUGAGGUGGAAGUUAAGAAUUUGGUUGAAAACUUUUAUCAAGCACACAACUUCCCUCAAUGUUUGGGGUCUAUUGACUGUACACACAUAGAUAUAAAGCAGCCCUCCUUGAACUCAACAGACUUUGUGAACAGAAAGCACCGCUAUUCUCUGAAUGUGCAAGCUGCAUGCAACUACAAAUACUGUUUCAAGGAUGUUGUUGUAAAAUGGCCUGGAAGUGUCCAUGAUACUAGAAUUUUUGCAAAUUCUAACUUGAAUGAAUCACUAAAAAAUGGAACAAUUCCACCCGGCAGAAGACACCUUUUGCCUGAUGAAAGUUCAGGACCAGUAUUUCUUUUGCGGGAUCCUUUAUAUGACUUAAUGCCAUAUUUGAUGAAGGAGUAUGGUAACGGGGGCUCUACCAAGCAGGAGCAAUACUUUGGAAUGCGUCUUUGUCAAGCACGUAUGGUAAUUGAAUGUGCUUUUGGCCGUCUAAAGCACGAUUCGGAGCAUUAA